AUGAAGGUGAUAGCAGCCUAUUUGUUAGCCCAAUUGGGUGGCAAUUCUAGUCCAUCAUCUGAUGAUUUGAAGAAAAUCUUGAAUUCUGUUGGAGCUGAAAUUGAUGAUGUCAAAAUUGAACUAUUAUUGUCACAAGUUAAAGUUAAAGGCAAAGAUAUUAAUGAAUUAAUUGCUGCUGGUAAAGAAAAAUUGGCUUCUACUUCUUGUCUGUCUUUUGGAUGUGUUGCAAAUAAUGCUAGUGUUGUCGUUGAUGGGGGACAAGUUAUUGUUGUUGAAGAGAAAAAAGCGGAAAAGAAAGUUGAGAAGGAAGAAGAAUCUGAUGAAGAAGAUUUCAAUUUCUCUCUUUUUGAUUAG
Messenger RNA from Capsicum annuum, 354 nucleotides. RefSeq names its product 60S acidic ribosomal protein P2B-like. Bases 1 to 354 code for a protein of 117 amino acids. Gene Ontology annotation, molecular function: structural constituent of ribosome. The transcript has 2 exons. Gene Ontology annotation, cellular component: cytosolic large ribosomal subunit; ribosome. Gene Ontology annotation, biological process: cytoplasmic translational elongation. The record is from RefSeq and is a predicted model, not a curated record. NCBI's taxonomy places the organism in Eukaryota, Viridiplantae, Streptophyta, Magnoliopsida, Solanales, Solanaceae.